Messenger RNA from Astyanax mexicanus (Mexican tetra), 3457 nucleotides. It is a transcript of the gene rab24, whose product is annotated as RAB24, member RAS oncogene family. Gene Ontology annotation, molecular function: GTPase activity; GTP binding. The transcript has 9 exons. The record is from RefSeq and is a predicted model, not a curated record. NCBI's taxonomy places the organism in Eukaryota, Metazoa, Chordata, Actinopteri, Characiformes, Acestrorhamphidae. The coding region runs from base 626 to 1234 and encodes 202 amino acids.
UUGGUACGCGCCCUCGGUGACUACUGCUCCUGCUGCUGCUUCAGUUCCUCCAGUCUAUAGCGGCGAGGAGGAGUGUUUGUUUUUAGUGUGUGUCUAUAAAAAUAACGUUACUGUUCAGGGGCCGAGAAGCUUUCCAAGUGGAAGGGUGAAGGAGGCUAAAAGGGCCGUUUUAUUUGGAGCUUUCUAGCUAAAAGAACAGUUAAAUAGCCACAGUUCGUUAGCUAGCAUUACCUUCAGAUUAUAUCCAGCACUUUGAGCUUCUGCCAGGAGUGGAGAAAAUAGGAAUGAGCUCGCUUGUUUGACCACUUCUCGUUUAUUGUUGAGUAGUGGUAUAUCCAGGGUUAUACGCGGCGGGUUGUGUGUGCUUACUAUGUGUAACGUUACAGUAGCUGAGUGCUUUAAACCGAGGGUGGCUAGCUCGUUAGCUUAGCUGUCUAAGGGGUUUCUGUUUGAGAUGGUAGCUAAGCUAGUUGGCUUACUAGCUACGUAACUGUUAGCAAAACAAGUAGCUAGCCUAGCUGGCCGGCUUGGUAUUUAACUAGCUGGCGAACAGCUGACCAUAACAACCGAUUUCCAGCUUUGUCAGUCCUGGUUGAGAGAUUCUCUUCAUUUGGACGAGUAAAACAUGACAGCCAUGCGUGUUGAUGCCAAGGUGGUCAUGCUUGGGAAGGAGAGUGUGGGUAAAACCAGCCUGGUGGAGAGAUAUGUACACCAUCGCUUUCUUGUCGGACCAUACCAAAACACCAUUGGAGCUGCAUUUGUUGCAAAGCCCAUCAACGUUGGGGACAAAGUCAUUACACUGGGUAUAUGGGACACAGCUGGGUCUGAACGAUAUGAAGCCAUGAGUAGAAUUUACUACAGAGGUGCCAGAGCUGCCAUCGUCUGUUAUGACCUGACCGACAGCAGCAGCUUCCUGAGAGCCAGGUUCUGGGUGAAGGAGCUGCAGACUUUUGAAGAGCACUGCAAGAUCUAUUUGUGUGGAACAAAGAAUGACCUCAUUAAGGCUGACAGAAGUGCCAGACAAGUAGACUACCAUGACGUAACAGACUUUGCAGAUGAAAUUGGAGCACAGCAUUUUGAAACUUCAAGCAAAACAGGCAACAAUGUUGAUGAACUCUUCAUGAAAGUAGCAGAGGACUUUAGUAACUCAGCGUUUGAGCUCAUGCCAGAGGAGAAAGGAGUGGACCUCGGCCAAAAGAAGGACUCUUAUUUCUACUCUUGUUGCCACAACUGACUUAUCACACGGCUCGUUUUUUUUUUCUUGUCACCUGGAAAUACUGGAUGCUCCCUUCUUUCUUAUUUAAAAAAAAACAAAGACAAAGAGUUUCCCCCUCCUCUUUCUCUCUCUCUCUUUCUCGAUUGCACAAUGGAGCGUAGAGCUGGCCGUGCUGCAUUACAAAACUAAAGAAAUAUCAGAUUUUCAGGAGAUUCGUAGAUGAGCGAAGACUGGGUGAACCAGAAGCUGCCUCUGAUGCACUUCCCUCUGCUGUAGAGGGGAAGGAAAGGAGAACUGGAAGCCUGAAUCACAUGGAACUGACCAUCGCCACUGUUCUCUGUGGCCUUUUUUUCCUCAUAGUAUUUUUGCCUUGAGAUAUUUGUUUAGUUUUUUUUUUAUAUAUAAUUUAAAGGUUCCGUUUGAUAUUUUGUUGACUGCAGCCACUGAAGUUUACAGAUGGUAAAAGCUGCUUGCCGUGCCAUCACUGUUCACUGUUUGGCUCCUUUGGUCAUAUGCAUCUUCAGAAAGCUAAAGUUGUAGAUGAUGAUGAUGAUGAUAGAAAGCUCCCUUUUUUUUUUUUUUUUUUUAAAUACAUCAUCUGAGACCAGAGGGCUUUUACCACAAAGCAGGAUUUGUUCAAUUUAGGCAGAUUAGUAAAGUCUGUCCAGUAGAAACAGAGCUGAGGGGCAUCCCUAUUGGACAGUUCUCAACUUUGGGCUUAAAAUAUCUGGCUUAAGCUUUAGGGUUAAGAUUGGUAUUUCUGCGUCCAGUCAAUGCAAAGUCUGUUUCCAGUAAAAUCGGCAAAGGCGGGAAUGCGAUAUUUAGCAGGCCAAUCACAGUUACUGCAGUCUGCGUUGCCCUGGUGGGUAAUUACGUUUCUGGAGAUGUCAGCAUCACGAUUUGUGUCCACUAGCGAUUUCGUUUUGACAUUCUAUUCACGUCAAAAAAGAGAGCUGCCGCAUGGCGUGUGCAUGAGAGGUUGUGUUGCAGUGAGAGCAGCCUCGCUGUACAAAGAAAAAGAACAGAGAACACAGUCCAGGGCCGCAAUGCUGCAUCUAGCCAAUCAGGAAAGAGUAGGCUAGAACAUCACGCACACAGAACAUGUCUUUUUCAAUUUCUAGAACUAUAGAAUAGCGUUGAUUUAAAAAUGUAACUCUUAAAUUUAUGACUGCCUAUUUCAAGACUGUUCUGUUGCUUAAUUUGGUGUAAAUUAGACCCAGAAGCAUAAAUUGAUCUUUAGCAAUAAACCAGCUUUCUGGUACAGCCCUUGUUGUAUUAUUUCUGAUAAAUCUACUAAGGAUGAGGCCUUCUGCUGAAGGUUGAUGGAACUGGUUCCAAGUAAGCAUGUGAACUAUUUUUUUUUGCCUUUUCUUUCUUUCUUUUUUUAAAACAGUGUAUUUAUUUCCUUUUGCUGAAAUGAUUCCGCCACUACAGUACAAGCUAGACAUGUUUCUACUGAGAAUGUAGUCAGUGAGGGCUCUGACACAGGAAGGUAGGACAUACAACAAAAACUUACAACAGUUAGGGUCUCCUAAACCCGAACACGUCUAAUGAUGACUGAUGACAAUAUGUUGUUUAUAUUGGAUUUACAGUUCUGAUAAUUGUUCUCAGUUGUACAGUGUAACUUUCUAGCUUCUGGAUUUACAUGAGCUUGAGGUUAGGUUGGAUGACACUUUGAAACCUAGUGUUUUUUUUUUCUUAUUGAAAUGAAGCCGUAAAUGAGGUGGAACCUACAUUUCAACCAAGACUUGACCUGAUCUUCUGCAGUAGGAAUUGGAAGUUUUCUUUGCCUAAAUCAGAGCUAAUCUGAAUCUAAUGCUUGUUGAAUGUGAUGUUAAUGUUUACAGACAGACAAGAAACAAAGACAGGAUCCACACAGAAACAAAAUCAGCCUUUUAAUUUAAUUUUACUUUAGUUUUCUAAACAGGGAUUCUGUCUUUGUCAGUGUAAAAAUGAAUCUGUUAAUCUCUGUACAUACAGCCUUAAUUUGCUUUCAAUUGCUCUAUUGUGCCUGUACAAAAUACACACUUCUGGGGGGUUUCACACCACGUUAAAACGUACAGAAUCACUGUUUGUUGCUAGCUUUAUCCGGCUGUAUCUGUUACGCCACAUGUCCAACAGGCAAAAACUUGUCAAGACUGUUGUGCCAAUAAUGUAUUUGCAGUGUGUAUCAUGUUCUCAUGUCUUCUGGAAUAACCCCAAUGCACUUGACACUAAACUGGAAGUCUGUACAUAUCUCAA